Molecule: messenger RNA, 3252 nt
Organism: Argiope bruennichi
Lineage: Eukaryota; Metazoa; Arthropoda; Arachnida; Araneae; Araneidae
Product: elongation of very long chain fatty acids protein 7-like
Exons: 9
Coding region: 266-1201 (311 amino acids)
Biological process (GO): fatty acid elongation, polyunsaturated fatty acid; very long-chain fatty acid biosynthetic process; fatty acid elongation, monounsaturated fatty acid
Cellular component (GO): endoplasmic reticulum membrane
Molecular function (GO): fatty acid elongase activity
Source: RefSeq, a predicted model, not a curated record
AGUAUUUUAUUCUGGCAACCAGUUUUCAACAAGGCCAGGUAUGAGUCCAAAAGGAGCAUGACGUUGGAAUGUUCAGAAAAUGUGUAUUACUUGAAAUUAAGAACGAGCAUGAUACACACAUGAUCUGUACUGAACACAUGUUCUGAAAAAUACCGGGAAGACAAUCCUAAAGAAAGCUUCGCAGGUUUACUGAAGGAAAACUUACUGAAGAAUCUCAAAUACAAGACGCUAUAACUCUAUUUCCAGACGCACAAAUAAAUUAGUCAUGGCUAAUUUUGUAGAAAGAAAACCCUUCAACAUCAUGGGGAUGUUCGAUGGUCUUGAAGACUAUUUGAACACUGGAGAUCCCGUAGUGAGAGAAUGGUUUUUGGUGAAAAGCAACUUUUGGCCGAUAUUUCUCUGUGGCAUGUACCUCAUGACCAUCAAGAUUAUAGGACCCUCCUUCAUGAGAGACAGGAAACCUUUCGAACUCAGAAAUACGAUGAUUGUCUACAAUCUCUUCUUAGUAGCAACCUACUUUACAUGUGUCUCUAUAGUACUUUACGGAAUGACUAAAACUGAUCCAAUGGACUUGUGCAAAAACACGAUGGUCAGAAAAAACGAUAUAACAUAUAUUAUGGCAUCAUGUGGCUGGGUAAUCUACAUGUUAAAAUACAUCGAGUUCCUUGAUACGAUCUUUUUCUUAUUGAGAAAAAAAGAUAAUCUAAUUACAAAUCUUCAUGUCAUUCAUCAUGCCGUUCUUCCACUUUGCGGAUGGAUUUUUUUCAGAACAGAACGAAGUGGUUUCCAAGCAUUCCCCAUCAUUAUAAAUUCAGUUAUUCACAUCGUUAUGUACAGUUAUUAUGGCUUGGCUGCUAUGGGUCCAAAUGUCAGAAAGUACCUCUGGUGGAAGAGAUAUCUUACAAUCGCUCAAAUGGUCCAAUUCAUAUUGAUCAUCUUCUUCGUCUCCGUUGUAAUGCCGCUAACAGGAUGUUCUGCUGCCAAAACCAGCGUGUACAUCAAUGUCGUGGCAGCCGCUUUGUUUUUCGUCAUGUUCUAUAACUUCUACAAAACUUCAUUUUCACCACAGAAGAAGCAAACAGAAGUGUGCGAAAAAUCCAGCAGUGCACCAAAAAAAGUAGAAAACGAGAAUGGACACCAGAACGGCUACACAAACGGAGAUGCUGUCACUAACGGACAAUCCAAAGUUAAAUGCAACUGAUGUGAUUUCGUAAUAUGGAUGAACAUCCAUAAUCAUUCCAAUCUGUGCAGUUUUAUGUUUAUUUUUAUACUUUUUUUUGCCGAAUGCCAGCAUGAGUUAGAGACUAUUGACUGUGCUUUUGUUGAAUGAGGAAUAACAAAUAUCUCAUUAAUCCGAGCUAAUUUGGAUUCAGAUUAUAUGGUAUCCUUUUCUCCAUUAUUGACUACUAAUGUGUAAGAUACCCAAGUAGCACAGCUUGUGAAACAAUAUUGUACAAUAUUGUGCGAUAUUGUAUUAUAUUUUUCAAUAUUAUACGAUAUUGUGAAAUUUUUUAAAUAUUAUACAAUAUUGUGCGAUAUUAUAUUAUAUUUUUCAAUAUUAUACGAUAUUGUGAAAUUUUUUAAAUAUUAUACAAUAUUGUACAACAUACGUGUGUUACUAGGGUAUGAUAUAAAUAUUCAAAUUCUAAAAAUUUUAUUUGUCACAUUAAUACAAGAAUAUAAUAAGAAAGCAACGAUUGAAAAUUUUUGGAAUGUGUGUGAUUACAUAUAUUUCAAUUAUUUUUCAACGUUGACUUCAUAUUCGUGGUUCGAUUUGACCAAAUCUUUGGUGCAUCUUCUUAUAAUUUAUAUCAAUUGUGGAUUUGAAAGUAGACAAUAGAUAUUGCAAUUACAACAAGAAAAAAGAUCUUAGUUUAAUUUUUCAAGGAUAAGUUCAGCGAAUAAAAAGAAAUUGCUUUCAAGAUUCCUUUGCAUCUAAAUGACUCUUUGGCAACAUAAAUUGUUUAUGUUAGAAACAGUCAAAAUUCGGUCUUGAAAAUAUUUUUCGGCCCCUAACUUUUAAGGUAUUGCAUUUAUCUAAAAAUUUUAAAUACAAAAGUUCUCCGUCUUAAUGAGGCACUAAUUGGGAUUAAUUUUUCUAUCUUCAGUAUUAAGAAAGUUAUAGUGAAAUGAAAAUUUCACCCCCUCCCACCAUUUACACCCUCUUUGAUGUAGAUGGAGCAUUUAUGAAUUCGUCCGAGAUUUUUACAUUUCUAACAACAUAUUCCUAACCAGUUAAAAUCCAAAUUAUUAAAAAAAAUUAUAAAAUUAUUCUAGUUAUCCUGUUCAAUCUGAGCAAAACGUUAAAACGCAUAAACCUUUAAACGAAAUGUGGUUUUGAGUUCUAGGGACCAUGAUCGCUAAGGAACUGAAGAAAUUAUUUUCCCGGCAUCUUGUCAUGGGAAUCAUUGCAGUAAGUAGUAGUCUUCCUGAAAGAAUUUACUUAAUAAGAUAAACUGACUUCAAAAUUAUAAAGGUAUGGUGUGGGCGUUGAUAGGAAUAUACUAAUUUGUUUAAGUGGUUCUAAAAUGGUAAUUUGUCCGGUAGUUAUGGUGUACUUAUAAAGAAAUCUCUAUUAUGGUGCCAAAUCAAUAACGAGGAAAAGAUAAUGAAGCGGGGGAAUGAAAACAUGAAUUUUUGUAUUUAAAUAGCUGAGAUUAAAUAUUAUGAAAUUUCGUUUUCAGAUACAGAUAUUUUUGCUUCUGGGACACAAGGCUUCCACUUCUUACAGUUGUAUGUGAUUUCAGAAUAACAAUGUUCGGAUUAAUGAGAUAUUUAUACUGAAGUCAAUUUUUUUUUAAAUGUUUGAACUUGUGAAUGAUAAUAUAGUUAUCAAGCAUUGAACUUUAUCUGUUGAAAUUAAUCACCUUCAGUUCAAACUCCACAAUAAUGCAUCUUGAAGUGAAUUUUUUCAAUGGAUUAAGUUGUAAAAGUUGUUGGAUUUGUUAUGACACAUUUGCUUUAGUUCUGUAACUUUGAUUGCGUUUUAUUUUUGUUUUACGAUGGAAUUGUUUUUAGUCAGUGACACUUGUAUUACUUUUUUUGUAUUUUUUUUUUGUAAUUUUUUUUUUUGUAACUUGUGUUUGGAAAAGCAUUCUGUGAAUGUUCCGGACGAGCAUCGAGCUCCUCCGACUUUUUUUUGUAAUUUUUGACUUUUAAUUUAAUUCAAUACUGUUUUCCUUUUUGUUAACGCUGUUACCUCAGUAUUUUGUACGAGUAAUCCAAGAAAUAAAUGUAUCCUUUCUUUUUUUA